AACGCUCCCACAUUUGGCUAGCAUUGAGGUGACAUUUCUUCAGUUUUCGCUAAAGAGAAGCCCCAAAAUACCCAAUCUAGCCGGACAAGGAAACAGUGGUGUAAAAAGGCACUCUUUCCCAACCAUACCAUAACCAUACCAUGCUCAACCCCUUCCGGAAACCCAGCGAAGCCGAGGCUACCACCAACACGCCCGCUCGUACACACCAGACCUGCUCGCUCCCGCACGGACAACGGGGACAAUAAGCCGAUCGCGCGCGCGAGGGAGGGAGGGAGGACACCCACGACCCAGCAAAGCGGGCCGGCAGGAGGAGGGCUGCCAUGGCCGUGCCGCUGCCGCUGCCUCGCCCCAACCUCAUCAUCGCCCUUCUCCCCCUCCUGUAGACACCCAUCAUUGCACUCCACUCCCCCACCCCGAUCGUGUCGUCGUGUCCCCAGCUCUCGCCCUCCUCCUCCACUCCCCCCUCGUCUUCUUGCUCCUGCACGCCCGCGCCCGCGCUAUAUAUAUCGCCACCCGCGCGCCGUCGGCUUCCUCCAGCUCGACCCCGAGACCUCACCGGCACCGCACAGUACCGCUACAGCAGGCAGAGCCAUGGUGAACGCCUUCUUCGCGACCCUGGCGCGGGGGCUGGACGACCUGAGCGGCGCGGGCGGGCUGUCCUCGCUGCCGGCGCUGCUGCGUGCGGCGGCCCUGCUCAGGGGCCUGCACUCGCAGCUCAUGCUGCUCGUCGGCCAGCUCCACCUGCCGCCCGGCGGCCGGUGGCUCGACGAGUACAUGGACGAGACAGCACGCCUCUGGGACGCCUGCCUCGCCGUCAAGCUCGGCCUCGCCGCCGUCGAGCGCUACUGCGCCGCCGCCUCCUGCGCCGCCGCCGCCCUCGACGACUGGCUCCUGGACCCCUCCCCCCUCUCCACACGCCAGGUGAUGAGGGCGAUCUCGGCGUCGAGGAGGGAGGCCAUGGCGGCUGAGGAGGAGAACCGCGCGCUGUCCGAGUCGAGGAUCGCGCCGCUGUCCCUGCAGCUGGACGAGCGGCGCGCGGCCGACGCCAGGCUCAGCGGCUUCAACGGCUUCCGCGGGCUGCUCUACGCGCUGCACAACGCCAGCUCCCUCCUCCUGCUCAUCCUGGCCGGCGGCGCCGUCGCCGGGUCCCCGUGCUCGUCCUCCUCCGACGGCGCGGACGACGACGACGACAAGAACAACGGGUUCAUGGCGUCCAUCGCGACGCUGCAGAAGAGGAUGGCGGAGGAGGCCGCGGACGCGAGCGACGGCGCGCCGGGGAUGAUCAGGAUGCAGGAGCUGCGGCGCGCGCGCGCGGCGGCGGAGGCGGCGCGGGAGGAGGUGGAGCGCGCGGCGGCGGGCGGGGGCAAGUGCGGCGACCGGGACGGCGCCGUGAAGGGCAAGGCGGGGGAGCUCAAGGCGUGGCUGGAGGUGCUCCGCGCCGGCACGGACGGGCUGGUGUGCCAGCUCGACGACUUCCUCGACGACAUUGUGGAGGGCCGCAAGGAGCUCUCCGACCUCUGCAGCCACUGACUGAGCCCGAUCGUCGACGAAACGGCCAUGGAUGAAAUGAAAUGAUGGUGGUUUCUCCUGUCGCCUGGCUGCUUGCCUGCCUCUGCCUGGUACUGGUAGCGGUGGCUACGCGUGGUGGUGGUGUACAAGUAAAGCAAUGCUACUCCGAUCCAUAAGUGGGCGUCUUUUGCGGUGGCAGCGGCAGCGGCAGUGGCUGAGUCGCAGUACCGGUCUGGUAUGGGGAUCAUGGAGUGGAGUACUGUCGCAGCGUUUUGGUCAGUUCAUGAUGUUGUUGCACCGCCAUUUCUUUCUUGCUGGCUGGCUGCUGUACCCUGCACCACUGUACGUGCUGUGUGUGUCUCUCUCUCUGCCAUGCAAGUAGUACUCCAUUGGAGACACGAUAGCAACGAGAGGCCAAAUUUACGGUUU
Hordeum vulgare subsp. vulgare (domesticated barley) is the source of this 1938-nucleotide messenger RNA. RefSeq lists its product as uncharacterized. The record is from RefSeq and is a predicted model, not a curated record. Bases 592 to 1530 code for a protein of 312 amino acids. NCBI's taxonomy places the organism in Eukaryota, Viridiplantae, Streptophyta, Magnoliopsida, Poales, Poaceae. The transcript is spliced from 2 exons.